Messenger RNA from Loa loa (African eye worm), 399 nucleotides. RefSeq lists its product as hypothetical. The record is from RefSeq and is a predicted model, not a curated record. Lineage: Eukaryota; Metazoa; Nematoda; Chromadorea; Rhabditida; Onchocercidae. The transcript is spliced from 4 exons. Bases 1 to 399 code for a protein of 132 amino acids.
AUGGUGAGGGACGAACGCAGAGUGCCAUUCCAGGGUAAUGGAUCUAGGAGCAUGGCGGACGGCUCAUCAAGACUGUCGCGACUUUUUUUCGAUGGAUUAUUUUGGUUGACAAAGAAUAGUGGGGAGAAACCAGGAGAAAAGGAAAGUAGAAAGUUAAGGCGGCAGUACUGGAAGUUAUUACCUUCUCAGGAAGAGCAAGAAAGGGCGGGAGGUUCUUCUUUCUGGAAGUUUCAUCUCGAUAUUAAUAUUAAUAAGCUUGCUGUUACUGCAUCUACCCGUUUCUUCCAUCUGGAAAUCACACGACUGAUUGCAAACGGUGCUUCGACUACAAUAUAUUCCGUGAACAGUGAUUGCGGUGGGCGUCGUGAAAUUUCAAGCCAUGGUGCAGCAUCUUUGUAA